Messenger RNA from Trichomonas vaginalis G3, 435 nucleotides. RefSeq lists its product as uncharacterized. The record is from RefSeq and is a predicted model, not a curated record. The coding region runs from base 1 to 435 and encodes 144 amino acids. Lineage: Eukaryota; Parabasalia; Trichomonadida; Trichomonadidae. The transcript has a single exon.
AUGUCCGACUACAUUUACUAUGACUCUUUCCCAGAACGUUUCCGUGAACUAUUCAAAACUCAAGUAAAACUGAGAAACAUGCAUUUUAACAAAGACAGACCCAUUGACGAUGAAAGAAACCCUGAAUAUAUUACAAUCCCAUAUGACGCAAAGUUCAUUGCAUACAUUCCUUAUGGUCGCAGAGGAACGAAAACUAUUUCAACAAUGACGAAAAAUUAUUUCUGGAGCGAUGAAGAAAAUUGCCUUAUCUACAUAAAUGCAUACUUAAAUAAAGCUACAUAUUGUACAAAAGAAGGUUGGACUGGAUUUGAGCUCUACAUAUACGACGACGAUGGAAACAGACGUUGUGUAUACCCAUACGAUAAUAUGUACCAUUGUUUUCAUCAAGCAUUAAACGAAUACAUAGUCAGUAAGGGUCUCAUUCCUGCUGAGUAG